AUGACCGACUUGAACUCGCGGAAAAAAACCUUCUCGGGUUGCUGGACAUGUCGAUCCAGAAAGGUGAAAUGUACUAUGGAAAGACCCAUGUGCCAGCGGUGUGUUAGGGCGGGGGUAGAGUGCACUGGUUACGACAUCAAACUGAAAUGGUCUAUUCCCAUCAAGUUCGAUACCAGCGGAAAUUCGUUGCCUCUUGAGGUGUCAGAUAAUGAUUACGUGCGGCGACGGACGGUUGAUUUUGUGAAAUACACCGAGGAUCAGACAUACGAAACUUACGAUGACAUUGAUAAAGACCUGAGCGAUUUGCAAUCAUUCUCUCCGGUGCCUGUGGAUACCACCAAGUUGAAUGGACCUUUUGGGGUUUUCAGGGGCUGCGAGGGUGUUGAUAAGAAUGCGAAAAGACACCAGACAAGCUCUGUGAGCGCGCACAGAAGUGGUCUUCCAGAUAAGGCUGUUUCGAAUGUGCCCACUGCGGAGUACCAAAACGUUCUUUCUGGUCCGACAGCCUCCACGCCGAAUAGCAUUUCUCAAUACUCGCCGUCUCCUUCUCUGGGGUCCUCAGGUUACUCUAUGAGACCAAAGGCCUUCAAACGCAAUCAGUCGGUGUAUGCAAAUCCUUUGGACGGGUUUUCAGGCUCUGCAGAUGGAAAUGAAUGGUUGAGUACUGAGCUGAUUGGCGACGCGUUGUUGACUGCUUCGGCUUUGAAUGGUGAUAUGUACUUUCUUGAUCUGUUCAACGGUACUGGUAAUGAUUUGGGAGCAGACCACAGCGAGCCUCAGACGAUGAACCUCAUGCCGCAAUCAAAUGCUCGUGGCCUGGAUCCUAAAUCUACGGUAGCCCAGCAACACUAUAUGUCUGCCCAUGUUGACCCUCAACAACCGGAAUUCAUACCUGAUGAAGUUUUACAGCUACUAUUCCACAAAAAAGAAAGUGUUGAUAAGACUGCGGAUGCUCAACAUACCAUUUCCCAACCCAAUUCCAGAAGAGCCACCAGAACCGGCGAGGUGUUUUCAAUCAUGCUGGAUGCUGAUGAAACCACCACUAUGCCUUCACAAAUAAUGACUGUUUCAGAAACCGAACAUAUACCUCCAACCUUGGCGAUUGACAAGUUUGGCUUGCCUUGUAAUGCACUCACUGUCAAGCCCAUGACGCGCUAUCUUAUGAACUAUUAUAUUGACCAGGUUGCUGACAUGAUGACGGUUAUACCACUAGCAAAAAAUCCGUGGAAGUUCAUCUAUUUUCCCAGAGCUAUAAUGGCUAUUGGCGAACUUGGGUCUCUGGGGAGAACUUCAAACGCAAAAAACUGUCUGCUGAACGCUCUUCUUGCCGUGAGCGCGUUCAACUUACAGAGCAAGUUCACCAGAAACAGCGACGAGAUGAAACAUUAUUUGAGUCUUGGUAUUCAGUUACGGCAACAGGCUACUCAAUACUUGAAAGUCUGCUUAGACGAGGACAUCUUGACCCAGAAGUACAAGGACGUUCUCGUUGCUGUACUUUCCAUGGUUACUAUUGACGUGGUAUGGGGUACCAUGUCGGACUGCAAAGUUCAUUUGGACAUCUGCGAAAAGGUUAUCGAGAAGAAGAUGAAGGUCAAGAAGAAGCUUUCGUCACAGGCAACGAUUUUGCACAGAAUUUUCAGCUCAUUGAAAAUGAUUCAAGACUCCACAAGUUUGGAGAACAUCCAAGAAUCGGAAAUCUUUUUGAAUGAGCAAAACUACAAGGAGUUCAUCAUGGAUGUGAACAGUCCGUCUGAUGCCAAUAUUGCAAAAGCAAGGUCUGAACCCCACCAAAGGAGAGGCAGUUUCGACAGUGUGGCGUCCACCGAUUCCCCAGCUCCAAGAGGUGUGUUCCACGAGAAAAUCAACGAUCAGGGCAAAAUUAAGAUCGAGUUCAUAGUCAAUAAUACGGAGAACGAUUCUAUCGAGUUAAACCCCGAUGCCAAGGAUGCAGAGCAGGGCAUACCUUCUUUCAUCGAUAUCACGAGAUCGAGUUUCCAGCCUUCAAAAAACAAAGUUGACGACGAUGUGAUCUCGAGUGAUGCAAUUUACGGCCUUCCGAACUCUCUCAUUCUAUUAUUCUCUGAAGUGGUGUAUCUUUACAGAUUCAAGACCUUUCAUGACCAGGAGAACAGAUCCCUCCCACCAUUCUUUGGGAAAUUGGCACAAGAUCUCGAGCGCAAGAUCUUGAACUGGAGAUUAGAGUGGAAGCUCAUGAGCGAAGAUCGAACCCUCACGGACUCAAGUUCUCAAUCCACUGCAGACUUUUUAUCGCCCAGGUAUGAAGGCAUCUAUCAUCAUGUCAUGUCCUUCUACCAUGGGCUUGCCGUGUAUUUCUAUCGGGGAGUUCGCAACAUGAACCCUCUAUACCUGCAAGAACGUGUUGAAAAGGUGCUGAACCAUUUGAAUGAAAUACAAAGCAUAGUUGAGAAGAACGAGGGCACGUUUAUCAUUCCGUUAUUUUGGCAGGGAUUUGUUGCUGGAAGUGAGGCCAUGACUGUGUUCCUGCAGAAAGGGUUCAACCUAUGGGGCCAGAAUAUCUCAAAAACAGGUAUUGGCUCAUAUUGGGUAGCUAGACAGAUCAUGCUGGAAGUAUGGAGAAGAAAAAAUUCGAACGCAAAGAAACAUACUUGGGCAGAUGUUAUCCAUGACUGGGGAACGAACGUGAUGUUGACAUGA
Molecule: messenger RNA, 2676 nt
Organism: Kuraishia capsulata CBS 1993
Lineage: Eukaryota; Fungi; Ascomycota; Pichiomycetes; Pichiales; Pichiaceae
Exons: 1
Coding region: 1-2676 (891 amino acids)
Biological process (GO): regulation of DNA-templated transcription
Molecular function (GO): zinc ion binding; DNA-binding transcription factor activity, RNA polymerase II-specific
Source: RefSeq, a predicted model, not a curated record